This is a messenger RNA of Acomys russatus (golden spiny mouse), 1209 nucleotides long. RefSeq names its product Scm like with four mbt domains 2 (gene Sfmbt2). Gene Ontology annotation, cellular component: nucleus. The transcript is spliced from 5 exons. The coding region runs from base 269 to 820 and encodes 183 amino acids. The record is from RefSeq and is a predicted model, not a curated record. Gene Ontology annotation, biological process: regulation of DNA-templated transcription. Lineage: Eukaryota; Metazoa; Chordata; Mammalia; Rodentia; Muridae.
GGGUUGUCAUUUUUUUUUCCUUACCCCACCCCCUUCCCUCUGACUCCCGGCUCUGAAAAGCCAGGCCUUGCGGGAGUCUGUCCGGAGUUGCAAAGUGACCGAGUCCUCCUCCGGGUGCAGUCUGUUCCCUCCCGCCGCCCACCUUCCUCGUUUGUGCACUCCUUUUAGAGACGCAGCCGCCUCUGCCACCUACUCCGCGUUCCCGCGUCUCCUCGGCGCUGGGAUCUCCCUCUUUUGCAUGAAUUAAGGGAGGAGGACACACAUCAGCAUGAAGAGACGUUUGUCAGCUUCCGAGAUGCAGAACUCAUCGUCACUGUUGGAGAAGCAAACCGCCCCAGCAAAUGGGAACGGGGCCCUUCACUCAGAGGAUGGUUCUGACAUGGAGGAAAAUGACUUUAGCUGGGGAGACUAUUUGGAAGAAACGGGCACCAGGGCUGCACCACACGCAUUCUUUAGACAUGUGGAGAUCAGCAUCCAGAAUAACUUCCAGCCAGGAAUGAAGUUGGAGGUGGCCAACAAGAACAAUCCAGGCACCUACUGGGUGGCCACGGUCAUCACCACCUGUGGACAGCUGCUGCUCCUGCGUUACUGUGGUUACGGGGAGGACCGGAGGGCUGACUUCUGGUGUGAUGUGAUCAUAGCGGAGCUGCACCCUGUGGGGUGGUGCACACAGAACAACAAGGUGUUGAUGCCCCCGGAUGCAAUCAAAGAGAAGUAUACAGACUGGACAGAAUUCCUCAUUCGUGAUUUGACUGGUUCUCGGACAGCCCCUGCAAGCCUUCUGGAAGGUGUAUGUAUUGCUGUUUCUCACCUACUGUAGCCGUGCAGAACCCUGGUCCAGUGAUCUCAAACCUAGUGGCACGUUUGCCUAUAUCCUUCUGCGGAUACAUGCGGACACUGAUGUUUUUAUUCCCACAGCCUAACUUCCUGUUUCAUACUGAGUUACAUAGGUGAUGGAUUUGAGUGGUAUUGACUGCUGUUUUCCUGUGUUAUAAUCAGUAAAUGGGAAAUGUUCGAGUGAAUUUUAAAAUUGCGUUUCAGGAUGUCUUCCCAUUUUCCUUAAGCCUUAUCUUGUAGGAUCACUUUGUGGCAGGUGAUGACUAAGCAUGUUUAUGUGCUUCCUAUGGUCUCCUGGAGCCCGUUCAUAAGGGGCUCCACUCAUUGCUCAUCUCGGGUGCAUAACAACUCCAUGAUCUCCCACGUAUGUCU